Amphiprion ocellaris (clown anemonefish) is the source of this 2811-nucleotide messenger RNA. RefSeq names its product GNAS complex locus (gene gnas). Gene Ontology annotation, cellular component: heterotrimeric G-protein complex. Gene Ontology annotation, biological process: adenylate cyclase-activating dopamine receptor signaling pathway; sensory perception of chemical stimulus. Gene Ontology annotation, molecular function: D1 dopamine receptor binding; insulin-like growth factor receptor binding; GTP binding. NCBI's taxonomy places the organism in Eukaryota, Metazoa, Chordata, Actinopteri, Pomacentridae. Bases 1 to 1140 code for a protein of 379 amino acids. The transcript is spliced from 12 exons. The record is from RefSeq and is a predicted model, not a curated record.
AUGGGUUGUUUGGGCAACAGUAAGACCGAAGACCAGAGAAAUGAGGAGAAGGCACAAAGAGAAGCGAACAAGAAGAUCGAGAAGCAGCUGCAGAAAGACAAGCAGAUCUACAGAGCCACGCACAGACUACUACUGCUAGGAGCUGGAGAGUCGGGAAAGAGCACCAUCGUGAAGCAGAUGAGGAUCCUACAUGUGAACGGCUUCAAUGCAGAAGAAAAGAAGCAGAAAAUUCAGGACAUCAAGAAUAAUAUUAAAGAGGCUAUUGAAACCAUAAUAACCGCUAUGAGCACCCUGACUCCGCCGGUGCAGCUGGCCUGUCCUCAGAACCAGUACCGGAUCGAAUACAUCCUCAACCUCGUCAACCAGAAGGACUUUGAGUUUCCAUCUGAGUUUUAUGACCACGCCAAGACGCUGUGGCAGGACGAGGGGGUCCGGGCGUGCUACGAGAGAUCCAACGAGUACCAGCUGAUCGACUGUGCACAAUACUUUUUGGACAAGAUCGACAUCGUGAAGCAGAGCGACUACACUCCAUCAGAUCAGGAUCUGUUGCGGUGCAGAGUUCUGACAUCUGGGAUCUUCGAGACGAGAUUCCAAGUGGACAAAGUUAAUUUCCACAUGUUCGAUGUCGGCGGUCAGAGAGACGAACGUCGGAAAUGGAUCCAGUGCUUUAAUGACGUAACGGCCAUCAUCUUCGUGGUGGCCAGCAGCAGCUACAACAUGGUGAUCCGAGAGGACAAUCAGACCAACCGUUUACAGGAGGCCCUCAACCUCUUCAAGAACAUCUGGAACAACAGGUGGCUGCGGACCAUUUCUGUCAUCUUGUUCCUGAAUAAACAGGACCUGCUGGCAGAGAAGGUGCUGGCGGGGAAGUCCAAAAUCGAAGAAUACUUUCCUGAAUUUGCUCGCUACACGACGCCAGAUGACGCGACACCAGAGCCGGGGGAAGAUCCACGAGUUACGAGAGCAAAAUAUUUCAUAAGAGAUGAAUUCCUGAGGAUCAGCACGGCGAGCGGCGACGGGAGGCACUACUGCUACCCUCACUUCACCUGCGCCGUCGACACAGAAAACAUCCGGCGCGUCUUCAACGACUGUCGAGACAUCAUCCAGCGGAUGCACCUCCGGCAGUACGAGCUGUUGUGAUGGAGAGGAACGGCCAGAGAAAGACUAAUGGACGUGACUAUGAUAAAACCCUGAGCUCUCCUCUUCCACAGAAGUGUGUGAGCUCUGGUGACCAAACAGGGCAAAAACACACAAACACACACUGACAGUAAACACACCCACAACUUCCUGGAUGCAAACGCCCUGCCUGAUGUAGAAAGAGCUGCUCUGAUGGAAGAGACGCCACAUUCAGAGCUCCUCACCUUUCAGCAGCAUCCCCACACCUUACCUUCUGGAGAGGACUGCAGAUGAUGAGGUUUGGGAUGGAAACUAAGAGCUACGACUUCAGUGCAACUGGGAAAGAGAAAACUGUUGAAUAAAGAACAGAUCAGCUGAACACUGUAUCUAAGAAAAAACACAAGCACUGUGCUCAGGACUCGACCGUGGAACAGCAAACCUUCCUGUCACUUACAGAUGUCUUUAAAUCACUCUGCUUGCACACAAACGUAUCACACCUGCUUUUUACUGGACCGCUGGAGGCCAGACCAUUUAUCCGGAGCGGCGCUUUGAGAUUCAGCCCCGAGGAGCAGCGUGAGACUGAACGGACCACGGGUGUGCUGGAGACCUCAGCGGGGCUUCACAGGAACAGAUCCGGUGUGAAUUCCUCUGGUGGAGUUCGGCCUCGUCGGACUCGGACGACUUCUCCACAGAACUGUUUUGCCGCCUGACUUUGCCUUGAUGGUUGUGGAGCAAAAAUGUGAGGAGGAUAUAUUGAGUUAAAAUAAUAAAAAAAAAGAAACAAAAAUGCCAACUUUUCUGGAACUUAAAGCGAAGGACAGAACGCAUCCUUCUGCAGUACAGAAGCAUAUAAGUUAAAGAGAACUCGUCCUGUUUUACGUCUCCACAGCGGUUUCUGUGUGGACAUCGUGCCCUGUGCACUCUCUUUCUUCAUCUUCCUGUCUGUCAUCCUCUCUUCUUUCUUUCUUUCUCCUCUCCAUCUUCUCCCUCUCUUCCCCGACCACCACCUUCUCAUUUGCACUUCCUGGCGAUGUCUUUUUUUUGUUGUUUUAGGAGAAAAUAAAGUAUUAUAAUCCUGGAGUAUAAAAAAGACGAUCACAACAACAAACAGGACUCUUUUUCUUUUCUUUUUCAGUUUUUUUCUUUUUACUCAUGCCUGCUUGCACCUCCCUCCAUUCCUCCCUCCAUCAUUCCUCCCUCGUCCGUCUUUACUUUACUGCUGAACUAUUAUUCUUGUACAGACUGUAAAAUGUAUUAUUUUGUACAACUUUAUUGGAAAAAACAACUUUUAGAAGAUCCCUGUGCCUUGAUCACGACUGUACGUGUAAUGAGCUAAAGUGGGUGUCAUACUGCGCUGUAUAGCUUGGCCAAUCCCCUCCCAACGCCCUCGCUUUCCUCCUUUCUCUACCCCUCUUUUUCUCUCUCGCUCUCUUUCCUCCGUCCUCGGAGAUGGCGGAUGACCAUUCGUAGCUUUUGUAGUUUUAUUUCUCCUCCCCCUUUUCCUCCCCAUUCUCUCUUUAUGAUUUAAAUGUCUAUUUUUGGAUCCAUAUACCCCAAAAAGAUAAAUAUAUGAAAUGUAUAUGGGUUUUAAAAAAGAAAAAAAGAAGUAUUUUAUUAGAAAUCAAAUGAUGAACCUUGACAAAUUGUACACUUGAUAGUGUGCAUAUUGCUAUAACUUAAAUCCUUCCAACUGAA